CAAGCUAAUUGGAUAGUUGGCAAAUGUGGUGAAUUUCUUUUCACACUGUGCGCUUCACUCGAAGAAAAGUAAUUUUUCUUCUGCCAGGUUUUUCGCUGUCGUGUUUGCUGUAAAUUCAUAUUAAUUAUUAAAUCUGUUUGGAAUAAAAAUCCAUUUAGAUUAACAUCCCAGGCAGCAAAAUCACAACAGAACUUCGGUUAAACAUUCUCAAAUACAUCAAAUACACUACCACCACGCAAGAGCUUAAUUUAAUUUUUUUGAAGUAAAAAAAAGCAGUAAAAGAACAAGGAUGGGGAACGUUUUUGCGAAUCUUUUCAAAGGCCUCUUUGGCAAAAAAGAAAUGAGAAUACUUAUGGUCGGAUUAGAUGCCGCUGGUAAAACCACAAUUCUGUACAAACUCAAAUUAGGCGAAAUUGUAACAACGAUACCUACUAUUGGUUUCAACGUCGAGACUGUAGAAUACAAGAACAUUAGCUUUACAGUGUGGGAUGUGGGUGGCCAAGACAAAAUCCGACCAUUGUGGAGGCAUUACUUCCAAAAUACACAAGGUCUCAUAUUCGUCGUUGACAGCAACGAUAGAGAACGUAUUGGCGAAGCGAGAGAGGAAUUGAUGAGAAUGUUAGCUGAAGAUGAACUCAGAGAUGCUGUAUUACUUAUAUUCGCCAACAAACAGGAUCUGCCAAAUGCAAUGAACGCAGCCGAAAUCACUGACAAGCUUGGUCUGCACUCACUCAGAAACCGCAACUGGUACAUUCAAGCGACGUGUGCAACAAGCGGCGAUGGUCUAUACGAGGGUCUCGAUUGGUUGUCCAAUCAACUUAAGAACGCCAACCGCUAAGAUUGAAUUAAUGAAAAAAUAAAACAAAAAAAAAAUAUAUAAUAAUAAAUAAAAUAAAAUUAAAAAAACAAAAAAAGAAAACAAUUUAAAUUAACUUAAAAUCAACCAACAACAAAAUAAGAAACUUUUAAAUUUAUAUAUAUAUAUGUUAAAUGAAGAAAAAAAAAGGAAAAACACAAAGGAAGAAGUAAAAAAUAAUAAUAAUUUUCCUUUCGUACUAUACAAAUUUCGAGGAGAGAGAACAACAACAAAAAAAUAAAAAAUACACGACACGAAAAAUUUAACAACAAACAAAAAAACACAAUACCACACCAACAAUCCAAGCAGAAAAGUAUACCCGAAAUGGGAAUAAUUAUAAAUAUUUAUAAUUAUUUAUAAGUUUACCGGGCGGGACACCUAAUCAUUUAUAAUAAUUCUUAUUAAUACAAAAAAAUUAUAUUAUAUAUAGGAAAGCACCACGGAAAUCUAUCUAAAAAAAAAUAAAAUACUUCAACCAAUUACUCGCAAAAGAAGGAAGAUUUCCUUCUCUUCUUCUUGCGUGAAUUAAAUUUUAGCAUAAAGUUCUUAAUUACCUAUACACGUUUCGUUAUAUAUAUAAAAAAAAAAAAGGCAUGAAACGAACGAAAUUUGUUGCCUCUUCUUUCUCUACUCAACAAAUUCACCCGAUGACGGCGACGACGCGACAUUGUGUUUCUCCUACUUCGAAAAGAAUGAAAAAACAAAAAUGCAAAAAAAAAAAUAAAUUAUAGAUAGUAAUGUUGUCCAACUCAGUUUUAAUUUUAUUAUGAUUUUAUAAAUAAAGAUAAAUUACAAAACGAAACAAAACAAAUUAUUUAUUCGUGAACUUAUAACCUAAAAAACUAAAAACAUAUAAACAUAAAUAUAAACGACGACAUAGAUAUUUCUGCAAUAAAAAAAAUGAGAAUUAUAAUAUUCUUAAAACUCUCCGCUGA
Messenger RNA from Episyrphus balteatus (marmalade hoverfly), 1791 nucleotides. It is a transcript of the gene Arf79F, whose product is annotated as ADP-ribosylation factor 1. The coding region runs from base 290 to 838 and encodes 182 amino acids. Gene Ontology annotation, molecular function: GTP binding; GTPase activity. Lineage: Eukaryota; Metazoa; Arthropoda; Insecta; Diptera; Syrphidae. Gene Ontology annotation, biological process: vesicle-mediated transport; intracellular protein transport. The transcript is spliced from 5 exons. The record is from RefSeq and is a predicted model, not a curated record. Gene Ontology annotation, cellular component: cytoplasm; plasma membrane.